Messenger RNA from Durusdinium trenchii, 1371 nucleotides. Lineage: Eukaryota; Dinophyceae; Suessiales; Symbiodiniaceae. The record is from the annotation of a GenBank genome assembly.
AUGGCCACUUACGACACCGUUCAUGUGGGCGGGCUUCCGCCGGGCACCAGCGAGCAAUCGGUCCGGGAGAUCUUUGGGCAGUACGCUCCGAUUCAUGCGAGCAAGGUCUUGGAGACAGGUCCGGGCCAAGCCGUGGAAGCUCUCGUGGGCAUUGGGAAAGAGGCAUCCAAGUGGCUGGUGGAGAACUUGAACGGCAACAUCCCACAAGGCUUGCAGACGCCAGUGACGGUCCAGAUGGUGCCUGAUCAGGCUGCCCCAGCUCCAGCCCCAGCAACCAGUGGACCAGGCGCCAGCUAUGGAAGCUCACCGGGCACGGGCAAAGACAACUUACAGAUUCGGGGCCUUCCAGACGGUUGCACUGAUGACUACAUGAAACAAAUCUUCGCACAGUAUGCCAACGUGAUCGGGUGCAAAGUGGUUCCAUCGUCCGGCAGGGGUGAGAUCGUGGGGUAUAUUCGUUUUGCUUCGGCAGAGGAGGCCAAAUACAUCCUGGACACCUUGAACGGCAACAUUCCUCAAGGCUUGCAGAACCCUUUGUCCAUCAAGUAUGCCGGUGAUCGGGCUGGGCUUGUUGGCUCCGAUCGCACCGAGGAGGGUGAUUGGAAGUGCGAGCUUUGUUCCAACGUCAACUUCCGCAGGAGAGACUACUGCAACAUUUGUACCAACCCUCGUCCAGCACAUAUCAAUGGAAAAGGGGCAAGAGGCGCACCACCAGGUCCAGAAGGAUGUGGCGGCGGAGGAGGAGGAGGAGGUGGUGGAUGUGGAGGUGGCGGAAAGUCCGGGGAGUCGAGGCCUCCGAAUAUCCAGUUGUACAUUGCCGGGUUGCCCAUUGGUUCCACCGAGGAAUCCUUGAAACAGUUCUUCGUCCAGUACGGAGAGGUGUACCAGAGCAAGGUGCUUCCACCCAAACCUGGCAAAACGACAAUUGGAGGUUUUGUGCGAAUGCCCGAGUUUGAGGCCAAGUGGUGCAUCGAGAACUUGGAUGGCUUCCAGCCUGAGGGAUAUCCAGGCCCUUUGACAAUCACCUAUGCCAAGGAUCGGGAGGCAGAAGGUGGGAAGGGCAUGAAAGGCCCAGGGAAAGGCUUUUUCAGUUCUGGUGAUGGCUUCGGUGGCAAGGACGGUGGGUUUUCGAAGGGCGAUUUUGGCAAGGGAGGCAGUGGAAGCGGUGGCGGAGGUGGGUGGGAGUGGGGCGAGAAGGGCUGGGAAGGAAAAGGCAAAGGCAAAGAGGGCAAGACGGGCAAAGGCAAAGAGAGCUUCAAGGGAGACUCUUGGGGAGACUGGGGCUGGGAUCCUAUGAGCGAGCUUUGGGCUAUGAUGGCCAUGAAGGGUGCCAUGAUGAAGGGCAAAGGCAAGAGACCCGGACCAUACUAG